AGUGCGGCGCGCAGCAUCCUGCAGCCUGCUCCGCCACCCUCCCGGCACUGCACGGCCGCCGCCGGCCCCGCGUCGCUGCCGCCGCCGCCGCCGCCUACCCGGCGCCCCCGCGUCACAGGCACGUGGGGCUCACUCCCCCCAAUCCGGGCUCCCAUGCCCCCAGGUCAGGUUCGGACCCCGAGACCCUGCCCAGGACUCUUGUUGGGAUCCCCUCCUCCAUCUCUUCUAGGUUAGUCUCAUCUCCGGAAAUUCCCCCGGCGUAGCCCUCCUUUCCCCGAGUCUUGAAACCCACUCCCUCGAGUGUGCUCCCCUCCACCGUCUCUCACCCGGAUUCAGAGCGGUGGCCAGCCACCGCGUCCCAGGGGCAGCGGAGAGGACAAGGGUGUCGGGGAGCAGAGACAAGCGCGGCUACUCCGCAGAAUGCAGCCCAGCGGCGGGACACCGGCCCCGGGGGCCCAGGCCGCGGGUCCCGGCGCCAGGCUGUGAACACCGCAGGGGGCGGUGCGCGGCUGCCUUCCAACACAGUCUCCAAAACCUGGGACCCCCCACCGGCCCACUCGCCGACCAGCGCUGCGCACGCGCACUGAGCACUCCCAGAAAGCCUUGAUGGACAACGAUGCCCUCCACGUAUCCAGAAACCUCGCGGCCGGGACCGAUCCCAGCUCAUUCCAGGUUGAAAAGAAGGCUAGUCCUCUCCGGAACGGAGGGGCACCGCCUUCCCUUCCCUUCAAACCACAGGGAACUACCCCCCUAUCCCGUAUGGAGAGGAUCUUAUGGAAUUCCCCUUAAGCUAGGAACAACUUGGGGCAUUUGACUCAUCGCGCCCCAAACCCAAGACCGUCUCCACUUUUCAUUCAUCACCCAAGCCGAAGGAACAUGUGCUGCCUGCCUCCUCACACUGACUCAUUCCAUUCUUUUUCGAGAAAGAGCACUCAUCUUUUUUCCCCCCCACGGCUAAAGGGGACUGAAUCCACCUCUUCUUCAAGUAUGAAAUCUAUUUUCACUUCUUGUUCCAAACUAAAAGAGAUCCUUCUCACUGCUUUCUCCAAUGAGAGAAAUGCUCUCACUGAUCUUUCAAGCCGGUAAUUAGUCCCCUCUUGUCCCUUAAUUGAGAGUGGCCCAUUUCGAAGGGACUCUACCAGGAGAUUUAAGCCCAAACUGCCCUCAAAUCCCCGCAAAGACCGGCUGCAGCCUCGCCCACACCCAACCUAGAGAACGUCUCCCCGCCCUCGGCUCUGAGGCGGAGCGGGAGCUCGGGUUUUCCCGCCCUCCUACGGUGGAACUAACGGGAUCACCAGCUCUGAGUGGCCGACCCAGGCGCCGCCUCCGGCGGUGGUGAACCCGGAGCGCGCGCGCUGGGCCCCGCCUUGGCCCCACCCCUUCCUCAGCCCCACCUCCCUCUGGCUCCGCCCCUCAAGCGGCCAGCGUCCGGGGCCCGGCCCAAACAGCCAAGUUAGUCGGGUUGAAGUUGCAGCGGAGCCGGGACACAGAGGCGUCCCGUGGUAGCCGGUGGCAGAGCCAUGGCGGGCGAGGAGGAGCGCGGGGAUGGGGACCCAGUAUCAGUGGUAACCGUGAGAGUGCAGUACCUGGAAGACACCGACCCUUUCGCAUGUGCCAACUUCCCGGAACCACGCCGGGCCCCCACCUGCAGCCUGGACGGGGCUCUGCCCCUGAGUGCGCAGAUUCCUGCCCUGCAUCGCCUCCUGGGGGCGCCUCUCAAGCUGGAGGACUGUGCUUUGCAAGUGUCUCCGUCUGGAUACUACCUGGACCCGGAACUAUCCCUAGAAGAACAGCGGGAGAUGCUGGAGGGCUUCUAUGAAGAGAUCAGCAAAGGGCGGAAGCCCACAUUGAUACUGCGGACCCAGCUCUCUGUGAGGGUCAAUGCUAUCUUGGAAAAGUUGUAUGGCUCCAGUGGCCCUGAGCUCCGGCGAUCUCUCUUCUCAUUAAAGCAGAUAUUCCAGGAAGACAAGGACUUGGUGCCCGAAUUCGUACACUCAGAGGGGCUGAGUUGCCUGAUCCGUGUGGGUGCUGCUGCUGACCACAACUACCAAAGCUACAUCCUUCGAGCCCUUGGCCAGCUAAUGCUUUUUGUGGAUGGGAUGCUGGGGGUGGUGGCACACAGUGAGGCCGUGCAGUGGCUGUAUACACUGUGCGCUAGCCUGUCCCGCUUGGUGGUAAAGACAGCCCUGAAGCUGCUGCUGGUGUUUGUGGAGUAUUCUGAGAACAAUGCACCGCUGUUCAUCCAGGCAGUCAACUCUGUAGCCAGCACCACCGGUACUCUUCCCUGGGCCAACUUGGUGUCCAUCCUCGAAGAGAAGAAUGGAGCUGACCCAGAGCUGUUGGUAUAUACUGUCACUCUCAUUAACAAGACACUGGCAGCACUCCCAGACCAGGACUCCUUCUAUGACGUGACAGAUGCACUGGAGCAGCAGGGCAUGGAAGCACUGGUCCAGCGCCUGUUAGGCACUGCGGGCACCGAUGUUGACCUGCGAACACAGCUCAUGCUCUAUGAGAGUGCCCUUCGGUUAGAGGAUGGAGAUAUGGAAGAGGCUGCAGCUGCGGCAGCUGCAGGUGGCCGUCGAGAGCGACGGAAGCCAUCCUCAGAGGAAGGCAAAAGGAGCCGAAGAUCACUAGAAGGUGGAGGCUGUCCUGUGCGUGCCCCAGAACCAGGCUCCACAGGCCCUGCCUCACCAGUAGGCUCCACCUCCUUCACUGGCCCCACCUUGCCGACAAGUCCAGCCUACAGCCCUACUGGCCCAGCCUCUGGCCUCCGGACCUCAGUGAACCUCUUCCCUACCAUUUCUGUGGGACCGUCAGUGGACAGUUCCUGUGAGAGAAGCGUCUACAAAGCCCGGUUCCUGGAGAAUGUGGCAGCAGCAGAAACAGAGAAGCAGGCUGCUCUGGCCCAGGGCCGGGCAGAGACGCUGGCUGGAGCCACAGUGGAUGAUACUGAUGGAUCAUCGUCAUCAGGCACCAGGGAACGAUGGGACUCCCCAGAGCCAGCCUCUGCACCUAGAACACCUCAGAGCCCUGUUUCCCGAAUCCUGCUCCGGACCCAGCGGAGUCUUGAGCCAGAUCUCAAGGAGCCAGUGUCACCACCAAGUCCCAAGGCUGAGCCUAUCCAGGAGCUUCCUACCCGUGUCCCCAAGCUCUGCAUUGGGGACUUGGACUUCUCAGAUCUGGGGGAGGAUGAAGACCAGGAUACAUUAAAUGCGGCAUCUGCGGAGUCUGAAAGACCGUUCCUACUCUUACCACAGACACCAUCCUCAUUCUCUGGGGGCCCCCCACCUCCACCCCCUCCUCCCCCACCCAUCUUAGGCUCCUGCCCCCCACCUCCACCCCCACCUCCCCCACCCAUCUUAGGCUCCUGCCCCCCACCUCCACCCCUGGCUGCCCCUUUUCCCUCCUCAGCACUCGAUGGCCCAAGCCUCCCCACCAAAAGGAAAACAGUCAAACUUUUCUGGCGGGAACUAAAGCUGGCUGGGAGCUCGGGGUACUCUAGAAGCCGCUUUGGACCCUGCCCUACCCUGUGGGCCUCUCUCGAACCUGUCUCAGUAGAUACAGCCCGGCUGGAACACCUGUUUGAGUCCCGGGCCAAGGAUGUAUUACCCACCAAGAAAGCUGGGGAAGGCCGCCGGACAAUGACCACAGUGCUGGAUCCCAAGCGCAGCAAUGCCAUCAACAUUGGUCUAACCACUUUGCCACCUGUGCAUGUCAUCAAGGCUGCCCUGCUCAACUUCGAUGAAUUUGCUGUCAGCAAGGAUGGCAUUGAGAAGCUGCUGAAUAUGAUGCCCACUGAGGAAGAGCGGCAGAAGAUUGAGGAAGCCCAGCUGGCCAACCCUGACGUACCCCUGGGUCCAGCUGAGAACUUCCUGAUGACUCUUGCUUCCAUUGGAGGCCUGGCUGCACGCCUACAACUCUGGGCUUUCAAGCUGGACUAUGACAGCAUGGAGCGGGAAAUUGCAGAGCCACUAUUUGAUCUCAAAGUGGGCAUGGAGCAGCUGGUGCACAAUGCCACUUUCCGUUACGUUCUGGCCACUCUUUUGGCUGUUGGCAACUUCCUCAAUGGCUCCCAGAGCAGUGGCUUUGAGCUGAGCUACUUGGAGAAGGUGUCAGAAGUGAAGGACACCGUGCGCCGGCAGUCACUGCUGUAUCAUCUCUGUUCCCUGGUGCUCCAGACCCGGCCUGAGUCCUCUGACCUCUACUCAGAAAUUCCUGCCCUCACCCGCUGUGCCAAGGUGGACUUUGAGCAGCUGACCGAGAACCUGGGCCAGCUGGAGUGCCGGAGCCGUGCAGCUGAGGACAGCCUUCGGAGCUUAGCAAAGCAUGAGCUAGCCCCAGCUCUGCGUGCCCGCCUCACCCACUUCCUGGCCCACUGUACCCGCCGGGUAGCCAUGCUAAAGGUAGUGCACCGCCGGGUCUGCAACAGGUUCCAUGCCUUCCUGCUCUACCUGGGCUACACUGCACAGGCAGCCCGGGAAGUUGGCAUCAUGCAGUUUUGUCACACACUGAAAGAGUUUGCCCUGGAGUAUCGGACUUGUCGCGAACGAGUACUUCAGCAGCAGCAGAAGCGAGCUACGUACCGUGAGCGCAACAAGACCCGGGGGCGCAUGAUCACUGAGACAGAGAAGUUCUCUGGUGUGGCUGGGGAGGCCCCCAGUAACCUGUCAGUCCCAGUGGCUGUGGGCAGUGGCCCGGGACGGGGUGAUGCCGACAGUCAUGCCAGUAUGAAGACUCUGCUUACCAGCAGACCAGAAGACACCACACACAGCCGCCGUAGCAGAGGCAUGGUCCAGAGUAGUUCUCCUGUCACACACACGGCAGUGGGGCCCUCCACUGCAUCCCCUGAGGACACUUCAGGUUCCAGUUUACCCAGUGAUACAUCAGAUGAGAUAAUGGAUCUGCUUGUGCAGUCAGUUACCAAGAGCAGUCCUAGAGCCUUAGCUGCUCGGGAAAGGAAGCGCUCUCGUGGCAACCGCAAGUCCUUAAGACGGACAUUGAAGAGUGGGCUUGGAGAUGACCUGGUGCAGGCGCUGGGACUAAGCAAAGCUCCUGGCCUGGAGGUUUGAGGGUGCUGCCACCAGGAAGUUUGUGUGGAUACACCUCCAGUACAAGAGACUGAGCAUAAAGAGGGGGCCCGGAGCAGAAAUCUGGUUCACAAGCCUGAACCCAGGAACCAGUAUUGUGAGCAGUAUUAGAUGUGUGUGUGUGUAUGUGUGUGUGUGUGUGUGUGUGUGUACAUGCACAUGUAUUUUGCAUGUGUGAGUUCCCUCUUCGGAACAAAAUAAAGUUUACCUAGCUAA
This is a messenger RNA of Onychomys torridus (southern grasshopper mouse), 5303 nucleotides long. It is a transcript of the gene Fhod1, whose product is annotated as formin homology 2 domain containing 1. The coding region runs from base 1521 to 5069 and encodes 1182 amino acids. Gene Ontology annotation, cellular component: cytoskeleton; cytoplasm. Gene Ontology annotation, molecular function: actin filament binding. Gene Ontology annotation, biological process: actin filament network formation; cortical actin cytoskeleton organization. NCBI's taxonomy places the organism in Eukaryota, Metazoa, Chordata, Mammalia, Rodentia, Cricetidae. The transcript is spliced from 22 exons. The record is from RefSeq and is a predicted model, not a curated record.